Molecule: messenger RNA, 3025 nt
Organism: Nymphaea colorata (pocket water lily)
Lineage: Eukaryota; Viridiplantae; Streptophyta; Magnoliopsida; Nymphaeales; Nymphaeaceae
Product: potassium channel AKT2
Exons: 11
Coding region: 401-2854 (817 amino acids)
Biological process (GO): transmembrane transport; potassium ion transport
Cellular component (GO): membrane
Molecular function (GO): protein binding; voltage-gated potassium channel activity
Source: RefSeq, a predicted model, not a curated record
GAAGACGCUUUCGUGUAGACUCAAAUCUCAAGUCAGCUAGUUAUAUUUCUUCUCCGUAGGCUGCAUUGAACAUAACUUGCUUUGCAUCUCAUGACUUCGGAACUUUGGCGUCUCAAGCACCUGAAGCUUUUGCAACGUCCGUCAACUCGGUGGCACUGACAGUCACAUAUUACCCCGAAUAGCGACUCUGUGGAUAUCAGUAACCACUGACAUGCGCAUUUCAGAGAAAAGGAGCUUCCUGUCUAAGCUGCUGUGGCUGACAUUUGUUUUCCAUCUUACCGUUUCUCCCAUGAACUCUUCCUGCUACUCAUCCUAGUUUCUUUUCCUCUCCACGACAAGAUUUCUGCUGUAGCGCAUUUCCCCUGUAACAUCUUCAGUCAUUAAGUCAUCCCUAAGAAAUAUGAGCGCUGUAGAAAAAGCAGAAAAACUGAAGAUCAAAAUGAAGGAUCUUGAAAAAAACCAAAAGGGCCCUAACCCGGAUAAUGGUGGAAAACUUAGCCGGCGCCAUCUGUCCAAAAUCAUCCUCCCACCAUUGGGGUCUUCAAGUUACACUCAAUCUCUAACAGAACCCAGGAGACUAAUCGUCUCCCCACUUGAUUCGAGAUAUAGGUGUUGGGAGGUAUGGAUGGUGUUCUUGGUAGCUUAUUCUGGAUGGAUAUACCCAUUCAUGAUUGCUUUCUUGAAGUCCAAGCCACAGAAGGGUCUUUGUAUAGCUAACAGUGUGGUGGAUCUCUUCUUUUGGAACGAUAUAGCUCUGACGUUCUUUCUAGCUUAUAUUGACCCCAAGACUCAGAAUUUAGUUCAGGACUUGAGGAAAAUUGCUUUGAGGUAUUCAUCGUCAUGGUUGAUCAUGGAUGUAGCUUCUACGAUUCCCUAUGAGGCCUUCUUCUACCUGUUUAGUGCAGACAGCAAGCCUUGUCUUUGGUGUGGCGUGCUGGGAAUCUUGAGACUCUGGCGUCUGAGAAGGGUCAAGCAAUUCUUCACAAGGAUUGAGAAAGAUAUACGGUUCAGUUAUUUCUGGACGAGAUGUGUGAGACUUGUUUUUGUUACAUUGUUGUCCAUUCAUUUUUCAGGCUGUAUGUAUUACAUGCUUGCAGACAGGUAUCCUCAUAAAGGAAGAACAUGGAUUGGUUCUGUCAUUCCCAAUUUCAGAGAGUCCAAUAUCUGGUUUCGUUACAUCUCAGCCAUCUACUGGUCUAUCAGUACCAUGACCACCGUGGGAUAUGGAGAUCUGCAUGCAGUUAAUGCUCUAGAAAUGAUCUUUAUUAUCUUCUACAUGCUCUUCAAUCUUGGGCUCACUGCUUAUAUAAUCGGCAACAUGACCAAUCUCAUAGUGGAAGGGACUCGUCGAACAAUGCAAUUUAGAAAUAGCAUACAAGAAGCUUCAGAUUUUGUAUCUAGGAACCACAUUCCACGAAGGCUGAAGGAGCAAAUAAUUUCAUAUAUGUGCCUCAGAUUUAAAGCAGAAAGCUUGAACCAUCAAAAUAUAAUGGAGCAAAUUCCUAAAUCAAUCUGUAAAAGCAUAUGCCAACAUCUUUUCCUCCCAAUUGUGGAACAGGCCUAUCUCUUCAAGGGAGUCUCGAAGGACUUUCUAUUGCUUCUGGUUACAGAGAUGAAAGUGGAAUAUUUGCCUCCUAAGGAGGAAGUGAUCAUGCAAAAUGGUGCUCCAGAUGAUGUUUAUAUAGUAGUGACAGGUGAGAUCGAAAAGAUUGCUAAAACGGCAGAAGUCGAACAGAUAAUAAGCAUCUUAGUAGCAGGAGACAUAUUUGGCGAAGUUAGCGUGUUAUGCAAUAGGCCUCAAAUUUUCACAUUUAGAACGAAGACAUUGUGUCAGUUACUAAGACUGAAACAGAGUGCUCUCUUGGAUGCCAUCUACAACCAACCAGAGGAUAACAAGAUCAUAGUACACAACCUUCUUCAGCACAUGAAAGAAGCAACAGAUGCAACCUUCAAGGAGCAAUCAACAGAUGUUGGCAGAAAUUUUACUCUCAAGAUUCCAUGUGAGUUGGUAUCAGUGGUCAACACUGGAAACAGUAUUCUCCUGGAGGAGCUUCUUAAAGCAGGAAUGGACCCUAAUGUUAGGGACUCAAAAGGCAGAACUCCACUGCAUGUUGCAACGGCAAAGGGUUAUGAAGACUGUGUCAUGGCUCUGCUCAAGCAUGGCUGCAACAUGAACAUGAAAGAUUUGAAUGGGAAUACUCCAUUUUGGAAUUCAAUCUCUUCGAGGAACAACAGUAUCUUCAGGCUUCUCUAUUGCUAUGCCUCAGCCUCAGAUCAAUGUAUUGAUGGCGAUCUUCUCACACUUGCUGUCACAAGGAAUGACCGGUUUAUCUUACAAGAGCUGCUAAAUCAUGGAGUUGAAAUUAAUUCAAAAGAUCAGAAUGGCUUAACUGCACUGCAAGUCGCCAUCAAAGAAGGCAAUGCAGAUUUGGUAGAUUUUUUGGUCUCAAAUGGUGCAAUUCUCAGCAACACAAGCCAAUUUCAUGGAAGAGCCUGGCAGAAAUCAUGUGGUGAUUAUGAGGAAAAGAAAGAAAGAGGGGAAGUUAGUGACCACGGAGAGUUAGCAUUUGAAGCUUUCAAGGAAAUGAGAAGAAAGUAUUUGGCGUUGCCUAGAGUGCACAUUUACAAGGGAAAUCCUCCUGGUGUAAGAGGGUGCUCUCUGAGAGGUGGGAAAUUGAUCUCUCUGCCUGCCAGUAUGAACGAUCUUGUGGAAAUUGCAGGACAGAAGCUGGGUAUGGACGUCACACAUGCGAAGGUGGUUGAUAUAGAAGGUUCUGAGAUAGAGGCUAUUGAUGUGAUCAGGGAUGAAGACAAACUUUUCAUUGUAAACGAAGAGGAAAACAUUAAUGUCUGACUCGAGAAAGAGGAUCACAGUCACGACCAAGUAGGUCUCCGUUUCCAUUACACGUUCCAGAGGCCUCAAUACAUGUAUAAGAAAUAAGACUUCCCUCUAAGUAAGAGGUCAUUCUGUAAGUAGUUAGGGACUGUGGCGAGUUAUUAUGAUGAAGCAAUUUGAGCUUUCUCA